AUGAGCCCGGAGCUGUCCCUCCUGUGCCACCCAUCCCCAAGCACGUUUCACACACUGCCCCAGCUCCAGAUCCUCCCCCUGCAUGAGCACAGGACAAGCUUUUACCACACAUCCCCUAAACCUGAUUUCCCUCCCAAAACUCCUCCUCUGGCUCACAGCUGGCAACACAAAGCUCAGGUAACUUUCUCUUCUCCCCCUGUAGCAUCCAUAGCCUCCACGGACAUGGGGCUGCUGCUGCAAGAUGAUGUUUUUGUUGACUUUUUCAACAUCUUUCUGAACCUUCCUGUUUUUGGGCAGACACCCCUUUACAUCAGCGGCACGGGCCGGUGGUGCCUGUGGCCAGAGCUGCCGAGCCACCUGGAUGCCAGCCCCGCGGCUUUGCUGGCUUGGUUGGAAAAGCAGCGGCUGCCUCACUUCUGCAAAUCCAGCCUGUGCCUGCACCUGGUGCUGUGCCAGAGGCUGCUGGCUUUCAUUCGCUCGGGGGAAGCAGCAGAGCUCCUGAACUGGCAGAGUGCUGACCAGUGGCUGCUGGAGAGGUGCAUCAGCGGGAGCCAGGGCAUGCAGCACUUCUGUGCCUUCCUCCGAGGAACAGCAGGGGAAGAGCUGAUCGACUUCUGGCUCAUCACUGAAAGGCUCCUGGGUCUGGACGAGUCAGAUGAGAGCCAGAGGGAGCUGUUCUUGUCCCUGGUGCACAGGCUGAGAGCCACUCACCUGCGUGAAGGCUCCAGCGUCAUCACCUUCUGCACCACCAUCGUGGGAUCUCUUCCGAAAGCCAAGCACAUCCAGUCCAUCAGCACCAGGAGGGAGAUCCUAAGCGAGAUGCAGGAACAGGUCCUUUUUAUGAUUCAGAGUUACUGGCUCCCUAAAUUCUUUGUGCACUGCAAGAUGGGAAUGGAGGAAGAGGAAUCGUGCUGGCCUUUGCUCCAGGAAUAUCAGGAACGUUUAUCACGGGCUGGCUGGCAGCAGCCCCCAGGCCCUUCAGAGCCCCUCCCCACGAUGCACAUCAAAAGGAGCCAGGGUGUGCCAGGGCCCUACUGCAGCCAGAAGGCCAAAGCAGAGGUCUGGGCUCUGGUCAAGGAGGGCAGAGACACCCAAGAAUUGAAAAUGGCCACUUUUCGGGUGAAAAGUGCCGGGAGCAGGGAGGAAUUGUGUCUGGAUAAAGAUGCUCUGGGAUCGAUUCCCCAGCAGUCACAGCAUUCUGCCUUUGGAGGCAGAGGAGGAGCAGCAUUUCCUGGCAGACCUCAGUCCAGUGCAGAGCAGGAUGUAGAAAACGUCUGUCAGGAGAAAAUCCUCUCUGACCUGCUUCCCUCUGCAUCCCUUGUUCGGCUGCCAUCCCUGAAAAAGCCAGUCAAGACCUUGGAUUUCCUUUCCUGGGCUCUGAGUGCCGAGGCCUGUGCAGGAAGACCCUUCAGAGAUUUCCUGCAGCACCAGAACCGGCCCAUGGAGACUCAUCUCCUGGACCUGUGGCAAGACCUGGAGGAGUUUCUGCCCGUGGUGCUGGACUCCAACAGAGAAAACAACUUUUUCCUGCGCCAUUUGAUUGGGGAAAAGAUCUGCAAGACCUACCUGGAGGACAGCAGCAUUGAGAAGCUCCCCUUGGAGUCCAGAACUCUUGUCAGUUUGUGGAACCAUCUGAUAUGUGGAGAAUUCUCCCCCUGGAUAUUCAGAACCCAGAAAGAGAUUUGCGAGGUGCUCUGUGGCCUCUAUGAGGAAUUUCUAGCUGCUGAUGACAGGACAUUCCUCCAGUUUAUGGCUCCAGGCAUGGAUGUCCCCACAGCCGAGGUGCCAGGCCGUGCUGCUGGCAGAUGGGGACAUUUCCACCUGUCCCAGAGGAUGAACCAGUCCCUGCAGCUGAGCCAGGCCUUGCAAGGCACGAGGAGCUUGGGGGGAGUCUCCUCCAAGCACUGGCAACUGCUUGCUGCUCAGGACCUGCAGAAAGGGGGUUCCAUCCAGGCAGAGAUGGAGCUGCUCCUGGGCAGUGCUGAAUUCCAGAGGAUGAUAGCAGAUGAGCUGGCUGUGGGCAGCCCAAGCAAGGAAGAGGAGCUUCUGCAGCUCAUGAGUGCAGCACUCGGUGAGUCCAGGCAGGAGGCCAGGUGGGCUCCCAGACAUCCAUCACCCCUGGGGAGCUUCUGCAGAAGGAAAGGCCUAUCCACCCCCCACAGGCUGUGCUCUGGGGCAUUAACCCAGCCAGGGAGGGUGGCAGUGGGGGAUUUCUCUGAAGCAGAUGCUGAGGAGGUCAAACCAUGGGAGGAGAAACAGACAGAGAAGCAGAAAAAGACAGAGAAGAAGAAAAAGACAGAAAAGCAGAAAAAGACAGAGAAGAAGAAAAAACAGAAGCAGAAGAGGAAGGAACAGCAGCAGCAGGAGGAUUUGUUGCCCUGGAGCAAAAAGCCCAGGUCUAGGCGUCCUCAGCUUGUGAAGGAAGGGCCAGAGGACCUCAAGACACCGAGGAUGGGAUGGGCCUGGGAUGCCAUCCGGGAGCUCGUCAGGAGCUUCUGCAAGUUCCAGAGGGACAUGAAGAAUCACACACGGCGUGCAGAAUUUGAGGAGUUUCUCCGACAGGAGCGAAGAAACAAGAGGGAAAAUUUGCCUGUCAAGGAGAAGAAGAGCAAAAGUCCUGCCAAGAGCCCCCGCAAGGACAAGGGCAAGGGCAAGGGGAAGGGCAAAGGGCAGGUGCAGAAGGUGACGCUGGUCAAACGCCGCAUUUUGGACAAACAGCUCAUCGUCGUCAGCUUCCUCGUCGACGACCUCCGCUUUUACCUGGAGAUGGACAAGUUUUCCAGGCUGGCUGACUGCCUGGAAGCUACGCCACCCUGCAACAUGCAGUCAGAAAAGCACAGUUCCUUUCUCAAGAAGAAACUUGACGUCAUCAGCAAAGUUUUCCUGAACUCUGACAUCCCCCCCAAGCUGCGGGUCAACAUCUCUGAGAAGGAGAGGGAUUUAAUCUGGCGUUCAUCUUCCAAGGGGCCGCUGACCCGGGCCAUCUACCACAACGCCAAGGUCACCCUCUUCCCCAUCCUGAUGUACUUCUGGAGAAGGUUCUGCACCUGGAAGGUGAUGAGGAGCUUUCGGGCCUACCAGCAGGUCAUGAGCUCCAGCACCCAUCAGGAGGAACAGAGCUUUCAGCUCACCAAGGAGGACAGGAGCUCCCGGGUCCAGCAGGAGAGGAGCUCUCAGCAGCCCAAGGGGACCAGGAGCUCCCAAAUCCAGCAGGAGAGGAGCUCUCAGGAGCCCAAGGGGAGCAGGAGAUCCCAGGUCCAACAGCAGGAGAGGAGCUCUCAGGAGCCCAAGGGGAGCAGGAGAUCCCAGGUCCAACAGCAGGAGAGGAGCUCUCAGGAGCCCAAGGGAGGCAGGAGCUCCCGGGGCCGCAAGGAGGGCAGGGUUCCAGCCUCUUCACCUCCUGCAAAAAGCCCCUCCAAAGCACCCAAGACCUCCGGGCCCACGAAGAUGGUGGCCAUUCCCUCUACUACACAUUAUAGUCCAGGUAAAAAGGCUGUCCUUACCUACACGCUGUCAGAAGGCCUCGAGUUCCUGCUGCCACGGCCACCAAAGAAAACUGAGCCUCCAGAGGAGAAAAAAGCUGCAGAUCCCAGUGGGGAGAAGAGGCCCUCGCUCAGUGAGCCUGCCCCACAGGCUGGGACCUAAGGGAAGCUCAGCCCUCCCAAAACAACACCCACACAGGUGUGAUCCAAGGAAGCUGAGCAGCCUGGACAUCGGGAAUUGCUUGCACUCAGCAAUAAGAAACCUAAAAAUAAAACAACUCACAGCA
Molecule: messenger RNA, 3769 nt
Organism: Passer montanus (Eurasian tree sparrow)
Lineage: Eukaryota; Metazoa; Chordata; Aves; Passeriformes; Passeridae
Gene: RGSL1
Product: regulator of G protein signaling like 1
Exons: 19
Coding region: 1-3645 (1214 amino acids)
Source: RefSeq, a predicted model, not a curated record